Molecule: messenger RNA, 1793 nt
Organism: Amblyraja radiata (thorny skate)
Lineage: Eukaryota; Metazoa; Chordata; Chondrichthyes; Rajiformes; Rajidae
Product: beta-1,4-N-acetyl-galactosaminyltransferase 2 (SID blood group)
Exons: 11
Coding region: 357-1778 (473 amino acids)
Biological process (GO): UDP-N-acetylglucosamine metabolic process; UDP-N-acetylgalactosamine metabolic process
Molecular function (GO): acetylgalactosaminyltransferase activity
Source: RefSeq, a predicted model, not a curated record
UGUAAAUCUGGGUGGUGCUCACUGGUUGUGAAAUCAUGCAAAAUUGGUAACACUGCAGUCAAGUGGUGCGGAACUCCAGGUAGUACAGCAACUAAAACAAUCUACACGUUAAUGACACUUCUAUUAUGUUCUUUUUGUACCAAGAACGAAUUAUAACAACUUUAAGUUCUUAUUUUCUGCACCGGUGUCCGUUUUGCUUGAAUUGUUCUGCUUAAAAGGUAUAUUUUCUGCAGCUACAGUAUCGUAUUCAAGGGAAACUCAAGCAUGCAGCUCAAGACCUAUUGCCUGGUUUUCAUGAUAAUUGCGUUGGAAGCAUUUUCAUAAGUUUGAUCUUGAGACCUGGCAUUAUCGAGUCAAUGAUUUUGUUUACGGAUGAAAAAAAACCUACUACCCCUGUUGAUUUGCACUUAAAACUGAAACCAUUGAAUAAAUUAAAAUUUCUCUCUCCAUAUGGAAGUGACUGGACAUUUGGCAGAAAUGCCUGCAGCUGUAGAAGUUUGAAUUCAGGCAUGUUUACAUAUGAUAAAUUUAACGCUGGGAACGAUAAUUUGGCAAUCAAAAACCGAAGAGGAUUACAAUAUGAACAAUAUAAAAAAAGAAAUGAAUUGCCUGCAAAGAAGGUUAUUAUUGCACAACCCCAUUCUCCUCUGAGCUACCCUACCCAUGGAGUUGAAGUAAAGCCACUCUACUCUAUUCUCAUCCCAGGCCUAGCUGUGCAUGGCAUGGAGGGAGAAAACAAUACAGUCAAACUGACAGCGACUCAAGGGGUAUUCAAUACAAUUGUUGAAACUCCUGAUGGUGUCGUACAUGGAUCGGGUGAAAAAGAAUUGACAAUAAGAAGUCCAAGUUUGGCAAUCAUCAAUAAUAUCCUCAAACAUGUAACUUAUACAAACAAAAAGUACCAAAUUGCCUCUACUGAUUUAGUUUCUUUUCAGUUUGAAGAAUAUACUGCUGAAUUUACAAUCCUCAUCAGAGUGCCCCCAAUGAUUCGAUUAUUUGACCCUGGACCAGAUAAUAGCAUCGACUCCUUGGUGACAAUAGUGACAAAGACAUUCUUCAGAUAUCAUAAGCUUCGGAUUUUAAUAAGUAGUAUUCGAAAAUUUUACCCAAAAAUUAUGAUAAUCAUUGCAGAUGAUAGUAAAGUUACGGAAAAAAUUGAAGGACCAUACAUCCAGCAAUACAUAAUGCCAUUUGCAAAAGGAUGGUUUGCUGGAAGAAAUUUAGCAGUAUCUCAGGUUACAACUAAAUACCUUCUUUGGGUGGAUGAGGAUUUUGUAUUUACAAAAAAAACAAAACUGGAAAAACUGGUAGAAGUAUUGGAGAAGACAAACUUGGAUCUGGUUGGUGCCCCUGUGAAUCAGCAGGUGUUCACGUUCAAGCUUUGGUACGAAGAAGGAGAUGAUGAAGGGGACUGUGUGUUUUCCCAGUAUGGUUCUUUUCACCCACUGGAUGGAUUUCCAGGCUGUGUGGUUACCAGCAUUGUGGUGAACUUUUUCCUGGCCAAGACAGAAAAAGUACAGAGUGUUGGGUUUGAUCCUCGAUUUGCAAGAGUAGCUCAUACAGAAUUUUUCAUUGACGGCAUUGGAAGUUUGCUUGUAGGAUAUUGCACAAAUGUCAAAGUUGGCCAUCAGAAGAAAGGAGCAGGAAAUAAAGCGCUGAAUGAAGUUGAAAAUAAAUAUGCUGCUUUUAGGCGUUUAGACAGAAACGAAUUCCGAUCCCGUUUGGAUAUGACCUAUUUCAAAAAUCGCCUUAAAUGUUACACCCGGAACAGAGUCUGAGGGACUCAAUUGUAU